Messenger RNA from Solenopsis invicta (red fire ant), 2250 nucleotides. RefSeq lists its product as uncharacterized. The transcript has 8 exons. NCBI's taxonomy places the organism in Eukaryota, Metazoa, Arthropoda, Insecta, Hymenoptera, Formicidae. The coding region runs from base 149 to 1489 and encodes 446 amino acids. The record is from RefSeq and is a predicted model, not a curated record.
AUCCGGCCGGCACAUCGGCGAAGACGUCAAAAUUCCGCGCGUCGCGUCGCAGUACGAAUUCCGUCGUUGUGGUGUGAGCAUCGUGUUGUGCUUGUCCCAUCUUUUCUCUCUCCCUCUCGCCGGAUUUGCGUAUAAUUGAAAAAGCGACAUGGCGGUCUCGCUUACCACCGAGGACAAAUUGGAGUACCACUUCUACCCCGUGACAGCCGGGCAAAUCCAGUUCCGGAUAAAAGCGGCGAACGAUGCCCACAUCGCCCUUACCACCGGGCCCCAAGAGGGUGAUCCUAUGUACGAGGUCUUCAUCGGAGGAUGGAGCAACAGCAAGUCCGUCAUGCGCAAGAACAGAACCAAGCCGGAAGUGGCGGAGACGGAAACGCCCGACAUCCUCAGCGCGGACGAAUAUCGCGGCUUCUGGAUCAGGUGGGAUAACGGCGUUCUCACGGUGGGCAAGGAAGGCGACUCGGCUCCUUUCCUGAGUUACGCCGACCCGGAGCCGUUCGGGAUCGGUUACUUCGGCGUUUGCACCGGCUGGGGUGCCACCGGUGAAUGGCUCAUCGAAGGUCGCAAACCCUUGAACACUCCUGACAAGCUACAGUACAAGUUUCAUGCCGUGCGAAGCGGCUCGGUGCUGAUCGACGUGAAAGCUAUAAGCAACGGGCAGAUCGCGCUGACCGACCGGAAAGGCGAGUCGAGUCCCAUGUACGAGAUCAUGCUCGGCGGGUGGGAAAACAAGGCGUCAGUUAUUAGAUACGAUCGCAAACAGCCCGACAAGGUGCGCGCGGAGACGCCGAACCUUCUCAGCGACCGCGAGCACAAGAGGUUCUCGAUCACGUGGCUCGACGGUCUCAUCACGGUCAGAUCGGGUGGUCCGAACGGCGCCGUCCUCAUGGAAUGGCGAGACCCGAACCCCAUCGGCGUGAGCUACGUGGGGGUGCGCACCGCUUGGGGCGCGACCGGGAACUGGAAGCUCCGUUUCGAACAUUAUCCCGCAGUCGCUACCGCUCAAAAGAAACAUCCCAGCACGUCGCCGACCGCGCCGGUGGACGUCCACGGACUCGACGCGGGAAGCGUGUGCUGGUGCGACGCGUCCGGGGGAAUGGUACCACCCGAUGCGGUCGAGGGUGGAAACGACGGCGAGCCCCUGUUCGUCGGUAGGGCUCAGCACGAGGGUGCCCUCAUCCCCGGCAAGGUGAAGCCCGGUCACUCCGUCUGCUACAUCGCCUGGGGCGGCGCCGAGCAUGGGAAAACCGACUACCAGGUCCUUUGCGGUUGCAAACCCAUAUGGGUGCCGGUGAGCGGCGGCAAUAUUCCGGGGAACGCGAUUCCGGGAGGCGAGACCGAAGACGGCGAGCCGCUGUUCGUCGGCCGUGUACACCACGAGGGUACCGUGACCAUCGGCAAGGUGCAACCGUCGCACAGCGUAUGUUAUAUACCAUACGCCGGUGCCGAGAUUGCCUUUCCCGAGUACGAGAUCUUGGUCGGGCAAUAAUCGUACUGAGAUAUCCUGCGGUCUGCACGAAGGGAGUAAUCCGAUUGGGAUUCAUCGCCGACUUAUCGGCAGUUCUGCGGAGAAGACAGCGAAGCCUCGAACGUUUAUAGACAACAAUUUUAAAAUCGUAUUGUCUUAAAGAGAUAUCGUUGCGCAAAAAGAAAGGAAACUGAACGGAAUCUCUGAAAGUUCUCUAGAAAUCUUUUGACGAUUUAAAAAGUUAAAUUUAGUGUUUUGUGUCUCAUUUCUGUCAGAUUUCUAUCAACGAUUUGUUCGUUAAUUUAUUCAUCUUAUCUGAGCGAAAUAUGUUACAAAAUACGGAUAAGAAAUCUCAUGUGUGCAAACUAGUCUAAUUACAUAGUAAGUCGAUAAUAACACUGACGGGGGGUACUGUAGAACUGAUCGAUAAGCCGGAGAUGUACUGUUCGCUAUCGUCUACGCAAGCGUCUGCUUUUCGCACGGAAUAUAAUUGCAGUCACGCUAUAGGAAAAGGAAGCAAACGGCGAUAUAUGCGCUAUAUAGAUAUAUAUAUAUAAAUAUAUUUUUUUUAAAUUCGCGACGGAUUAAUCGUCCGGUUAAAGCAAUUGUUUCGUCGUCUCUCCAUCAGAACGACGGUUUAUAGAUACAUAUUUUUAUUCAUGGUAGAAGCUACCGUUUUCUAAUGCAUAAUAUACCACAAGCUUUUUGUCAAAGAGUAUAUAUUUUCGGAUUUAUGUAUUGUUAUGACGAAUAGAUUAAACGUACAUCCAUGAAAUAUGAAA